CUUGACUGUUAAUCAAUCACCAAUAUAUGGAUAUAACACCGUCUAAAUAAGAAAAGCAAGGGUUAUUGCAUAUCAGAUCUUACAUGUGCGACCUAGUGGGGUUGACCCCAUAUCAGGUUAGACUAAACUUAAAAACCUUCACCAACUCAAUUCUCUUUCUUUACACCAACGGUCCGCGAAUCCUUCUACUUCCCAUAUACAAACGGUCUAGUUUAAUAAGUCAAUACAGUCAACAUACAGUCAACAUAUUCGCAUACUAAAUGUAAUAAGAGUAAUACAUAAGGUAUGGCGUCGUCGCAAUACAGCUCCCUUAACCCGCUCCAGCAAUAUAACCAGUUGUCCUUUGCUGUUAUUUCCGAACACCAACACCAACAACAUCAACAUCAACAACCGCAACAUCAAUCUCAACACCAACAUCAUCCGAACUCGAAUCCACAUCCACAUCCCCAUUCACAACCUCAACCUCAACUUCAACUUCAAUCUCGUCCCCACCAGCAACAGCAACAGCAGCAGCAACAUCAUUUACAUCAACCCGCUCCCACCCAUACACCACCAAUCGUUGCACAGACAUACCAACAUCCACCAACUUUGCCAUCUACAACCAACAUCAUCACACAACCACAGCAACAGCAACAACAACAACAACAACAACAUAAUAUCAAUACCAACGUCGAUUCCGAUUCUAGUCCCGAUACUACGCCAUUAUCAACUACACCCGUGGUAAACCAUAGCGCCACCAGCAAUGCAAAUCCCACAUCGUUCGGUCCACCCCAGCGCAAACGUCGUCGCGUAGGCCGUCCACCCAAAUCGCAACUAGAGCGCGACUACCUCGACCAGCGAGCCUCUAACAACCUUACACCCCCUCAACAACCGCCGCCUCCUCAAGUCCAUUCACCACACCCCUUAAACAAGGGCCCCUAUAACUCGGCCGAAGAUGCUGUCUUCUCUCUCCAACUUCACGUCUUUACGUCCGGGUACGGCGUGUCGCAGAAGCGUACCGUCAAGGAAAAGCUGCCCUCGGGACGUUACGACCCGGACGGCGACGUCAUUCGCAAGGACUUUGCGUGCGAUCGUGGCGGGGCCGACUUCGUAUCGCAGAGCACGGGGGAACGACGGCGCGAGAGCAAGAAGUGCGGGUGCGGGUGGAAAGCCGUGGUGCGACGAUUGAAGCGGGAAGGUGAUCUAUGGUUCAUUGAUAUAAUAGAACCGAACCACAAUCACCCGUUUACGCCCCCGGAUCAGAUGCACACAAUCGCAUCGUAUAGGCGAUGGCAGCGGGAGAACAACGCCGGGAUACGGACAGCUAUCGCAAGACUGGCGCGUGCUGCUGCUAUGCCCGCUCGACAGGUCGCCGAUUACCUUAAGGGGCAGUUCGCAGACCCGGAUCUGGCCCGUAUCGAUCGGCAUAUCCUCCGCGCUCUCAGUAUGAGCGAUGUCGAUAUGCCGGGCGGUGAUGCGCAGCAGAGCCAGACUUUGUUCGAUGUCGUCGCGCGAAGGCCUACAAUUAUAUUGCAGGAGAAUACUGGGGAGGGCGGAGGCAAUGGGAACCCAAGUGGGGGUGCCGUUACCGGUGUUCCUAUCGGUGUGGGUGUUAAUCCCGCUGGUACGCCUAACCGGUAUCAAUGAAUGAUUGCCUUUCUUUCCCAUGCGAGGCUAGAGUCCGAGGUCCCAAUGGCGGGAGUAUCUGUAUUUAAUGUUUGAAAUAUCUUGCCUCAAACAAUCGGUGGUUUUGCAGGUUUCUGGUAUGUGGCUUAUAUAGGUACCGCGGGUUGCGAUUUGGCAGGGCACAUAAGGGCGUGGGUGAAUCCCAUCGAAUAGCUUAAUCACGGCUAGGUGCCGACGGGCUGUAUUUAUAGGAACGCGUAUAAGAACGUGGGCGUUUAAGGUUCAUUCGAAUUGUCUGGCUACGUACGUAACGUACCUAUAUUUAGGUGGUAUAAUUCGGUGGAAGAGGAGAGAGAGAAGGAGAUGAGGGCAAAUAUCACAUAUAUACAUAAGGGACCUUAAUAGAAGCCAAGGAACUAAUGUCAUUCAAAAUUUUAAUACGGGAUGUUAGUCAAUUCCUAGGAAAGAAAUCACCUAUACACGGCUAGACUAUCACGUUGAAUCAAAG
This is a messenger RNA of Daldinia loculata, 2113 nucleotides long. RefSeq lists its product as uncharacterized. The transcript has a single exon. The coding region runs from base 286 to 1626 and encodes 446 amino acids. The record is from RefSeq and is a predicted model, not a curated record. Lineage: Eukaryota; Fungi; Ascomycota; Sordariomycetes; Xylariales; Hypoxylaceae.